AUGACGCCAGUGACUAAAUUUGCGGUCAAGGAGAAGUAUCAGUAUCUGGAGGGGUUUGGGAGUUAUCACCAAUCAGAAGCAUUCCCAGGUGCCAACCCGUUGGUAAACAAUAGCCCACAGAAGCCUCCCUAUGGCUUGCGGACGGAGAGGAUAAGCGGUAGUUCCUUCACAGCGCCAAGGGACCACAACCUGCAGACCUUCAUGUACAGGCAAACCUCAUCGCUCAAACACUCCAAAUUCGUGCCUUACAACAACAAAUCCACGGCAAACCCACCCAGCUAUUUGUCGCCCAACUCCUCACUAUGGCCAUCCGUCCCUGUCGACCCAGAUGCAGACUGGCUCACCCAGACACUCCUAGCCCAGAACGGCGACGCAGCAACCAAGACAGGCCUUGCCAUAUGGCUUUUCUCCAUCGCCCAAUCCAUGAAACCCAACGUGGCCUUCUCGUCUCUCGACGGGGACUGUCUCAUCAUCCCCCAAGCCGGAACUCUCAACAUCCAAACGGAGCUCGGAAAACUACUCGUCCGCCAGAACGAAAUUUGUGUUAUUCCCCGGGGUAUCCGGUACUGUGUGACCCUCCCUGCCGGGCCCGCACGCGGCUACAUGUGCGAGCUCUUCCAGGGCCACUUCCGGCUGCCCGAGUUGGGGCCCAUCGGAUCCACGGGCCUAGCCAAUAUCCGGGACUUCCAGAUUCCCACCGCCUGCUUUGACGGCGAACUCAAGGGCGAUGUGGCUGUUGCCAACAACACAGAAUAUACAAUCAUAUCCCGCCAAGCCGGACGUCUCUGGUUCUGCACGCAAGACCACACACCUUUCGACGUAGCCGCCUGGCAUGGCACGUUCUAUCCGUAUAAGUACGACCUGGCACGGUAUUGUGUAAUGGGGAACUUGCUCUUCGAUGAGCAUGAUCCGAGUCUAUAUACGCUCCUGAGCGCGCCGUCGAAUCGCGAGCCGGGUACGAAUGUAGUUGAUUUCGCCAUCAUACCGCCAAGGUGGAUGGUGGCGGAGGAUACGUUGCGGUUGCCCUAUUUUCAUAGGAAUACCAUGAGUGAAUUCUUUGGAUUGAUUGCGAAUGUGCAGGACCCAGAGCAUGGGUUGAAUGGAGGGGGCCAGGAGUUCAGGCCGUUUGUUGCAGGAUUGCAUGGGUGUAUGACGACACAUGGAGCAGUUGAGGCAGAUUUCCAACGAGCUACUAAGUCGACUCUCAAGCCAGAAAAGUUGGGGACAGAAGGACUGACGGUCUUUUUGCUUGAGACGGAGUUGCCGCUAUACUUGAGUGAUUGGGCUGUUGAAGCAGCUGGGCAUGGUCCCAAAUCCAAGACUCAAAUCUCUUCAAAAAUGUGA
Molecule: messenger RNA, 1344 nt
Organism: Pseudomassariella vexata
Lineage: Eukaryota; Fungi; Ascomycota; Sordariomycetes; Amphisphaeriales; Pseudomassariaceae
Product: homogentisate 1,2-dioxygenase
Exons: 3
Coding region: 1-1344 (447 amino acids)
Biological process (GO): L-phenylalanine catabolic process
Cellular component (GO): cytoplasm
Molecular function (GO): homogentisate 1,2-dioxygenase activity
Source: RefSeq, a predicted model, not a curated record